AUUGACAUAUGUCCUUAAACAUGGUGUCUUGAACUGGCAAUCAAUGCUAACUGUAUUACUUCAAAGGAUACAUAAUUGUUCGCUCUUGUUGAUUUCCUCUUGAGCCUUUUCAGCAACAUUUACAUCAGCUUCUAUUCCAAUACAAAAUGCAAUACAUGCAAGAGCAACAACCGUGUAGAACAUACUUAUCAUUCACAUUCCCGCCUGCACCCAGCAGCUGAGUUGGACAGGGACUUUCCAACACGAACACAUCAUUUGAUAUGUAAACACACGACGCCAUAUUUAUUUGGUGCAAGAGUGUACACAAAAGCGAUAUUCAUAUGUUUUGUAUCAUCUGUGUAGCGUGUUCGUUCUGACGUCGUGACAGUUCUGCUUGGUGUUGACAAUUGCUGAGAGUUAUCACAUAUUUCAUGGUGUCUGGGAGUUGUAGAUGAAACCUGGUACUGAUAUACGUAAUUUAAAUUUUUCAUCAUGUCUGGAGAAGAUGCAAAAUUGGACGUUUUUGAAGAUUUUGGCGCUUCAGUGGAAGGAGAAAUGACUGUGCCCAAUCAGCAAAAAAGUCAACAGCAUGGAAAACCAGAAUUCAAUACUUUAGAUGAACCUAUUCGUGAUACAGUGGUUGGUGGCAUAGACCAAUUAGCAGCUCUAGCAAACAUGAUGGAUGUAGCUGAUUUUCACAAGUUCAUUACUUGUCCAGGAUAUUUGCAGCCCCUUUCCAUGAUAAUUAGGGUUCAGUUGAGGGAUGUGAAAGCAGUUGGUGUGAAAUUCUUUCAUGUUCUUUACCCAAAAGAAAAAAAAAGUUUGCUCAAAGAAUGGGAUUUGUGGGGUCCCUUGGUCUUGUGUACUUUCAUGGCCAUGGUAUUACGUGGAUCAUCCGGAUCAUCAGAUGAUUCAGCCAAUGAUGGUGGACCAGAAGUUGCAGAAGUAUUUGUUAUUGUGUGGAUUGGAUCUAUGGUUGUAACUCUAAAUUCAAAAUUAUUGGGUGGCAAUAUGUAAGAAUUUCUUCGCCAUAUAUAUGUGUGUGCGGGUGUGUGGGUGCGUGCGGGCGUGCGUGUGUAUAUAUAUAUAUAAUUUAUUUUAAUUUAUUUUAAUUUCUAUUAUUGAAACUUAUAUGUAUAGUAAUUUACAGUUGAAUUAUAUUUACAAUAAUUAUUGAUAAAUCACUGAUAUUAUCAGAUUCAAAGUUCAGAAAAAUUGUUGGCAUAAAAAUUAAUUUAUUGAGUGUGUAUUUACUUGGUAAUGAAAGAGUUUGAGCGGUUUGCACAAUUUACAUCUUGUGAACUUUGCCUCUAUACAAACAAUUCUCUUUUGAAUUUUGAAUGUAUUGUGCAUUUCUGGUGCAUGACAUAGGAAAUUAUUGCAUAUAUCAGAAUCUAGUGAAUGUGUGCAAAAAAUAAUGUGUAUACGCUGCCAACAGUAGAAUUUUCUCUAAGAAUUUUUAGACCAUAAUACAUUUUUGAGAAAUGUUUCAUUUACAUGAUUUAUAUGGACGCUCCCAUUCAAAUUAAUUUGUAUGAAUGUCCCAAGAAAUUUUGUUUUUUGAGCUACAUUGAUAUUUUUACCAUGAAGAUUCAGAUUGUUGCAGAUGUGUAGCAUGUUAUGAGUAUUGUUGAAAUAUAUAGUCACUGUUUUCCAGAAGAUUACAAUUAGUUUGUUACGUAAAAAUCAAUUUCAAAGUUGUGCAAUGCUGUCUUGGCAACAUCUACUAACCCUUCCUGUAUUUUGGAUUUAAAUAUAACACUAGUGUCAUCUGCAGAAAUACCUGUUUUAGAAUUACCUAUAACUUGUGGCAUAUUAUUAAUGUAUAACAAGAAUAACAACAGUCUCAGUGUUGAGCCCUGUAGAACUCCAUCUUUCAUUAACUUGGAUUCUGAUUUAUGGUGCUCUAAUACUUCGACACUGUAAAAAGUUAUUUCUACAAUCUGUUUAUGGUUUGCAAGAUACAAUUUGGUCCAAAGUUAUAUAGAUCCCGAAUUCAGAUUUGUGUGUAUGUGUGUCAGUAAUAAAUUUGUUUAUAUUCAAAGAAAUUUAUCAACCUUUCAUGGGGGUCUGUGGUUCAUAACUUCAUAUGUACCCCCUUUUUAAUAAUGGUUUUACUAUUGCAAUUUAAUCAUGUCAGGAAACUUUCCUUAGAAAGUGAACAGUAUAUAAGUGGUUUCAGUCUCGGUCAGUUUGGUGCUUCUAUAUUAUGUUGUGCAUUACAAGCUUUAUUUCACAGCCAUUUUAGGCUGCAAAAGUGAAGCUUUAGGAACUAUAAAUGAUCCAUGAAAUUCAACUUUAGAGAUAUGGGUGCCAAAAGUGCAAAUUUAAAACAAUUAACAUUUCAGAAAUACAAUAUUGAUGAUAGAUAUAUUUAUUAUAUAUAGUACAGUAGUAUAGUAGAUAUGCAAUAUAGAUGAUAUAUAUCCUUAAUUAAAUCUGUUCCAGAAAAAUUAGAUCCUUAAAUACGGUCACAAGUUUUUGUUGGAAAAAAUGAGUUUCACGUAAUUUUUACUUAAAAGUAAACACAAUUUAUCAACAUUUAUUUUCUCAAACGUGGCUUCAAAUUGUUCAACUUUUCUCUGCAGGUAGAGCAACAGUUGCUUAAAACAGUUGUGCAGACCUCCUUUACAUUGAACUCUGGAUUUUCAAAAUUUGCAAAUGUUACAAAUUAUGCGAGAAAGCUUGUAUUGUAACUCCACUAGCAUCCAAUGACUCAUCUUACGGUUGCAAUUUUGCUAGUUAAUGAGAACAAAAUUAUAAAAUAAAAAUUGAAGAUAGCAUUGAGCAAGGCAACAAAUAAGGUUUUGAUGAUUUAAAUAAUUUGUUUUACAUUAUAUGAUUUAAAUACAUUUUUUCUCUUCGUGCUGACACAAAUCAUCAAAACUGUUUUGUCAUUCUUUCCUCAAAAUUUUACCCAGUUGUGCAUUUUUGGGGCUUGCAAUGAUUUUAAUUAUUGAAAUGGAAAAAAUUAUUGAUUAACAAAGAAAACAGUUGCAAUUUAUUACACUAAUUAAACAUUUGUAAAACAUUAGAAACUCAUGAGGCAAAAAAAGAUAUAAAAUGUCUUCUCUAAAUGCCACAUCAAUUACACUACAUAAUAUGUUAACUAUAUACAAGAGUAAUAUUCUUUACUACUGUAAAAAAAUGUCAGUUUUCUUUCACAUUAGAACAAAUGACUAAAAUUUAAGUUUAUUAUAAAUUUAAGAUAAAUGAAAUUGAAUUUGUAUAUAAUGUUGUUCAUGUACUAUUACUAAUAUGAAAUUUAAAUGCAUAUCUAAAUAAAUUUUAAAAAAAUAUUUAAAAAGAAAAUCACAAUUUUUAGAAGCUUUAUAAUCAUUUAUAUUGAGUUGUGAUAGGUGUCGACAUGCGAUGAAAUAAAAUUUUAUUAAAAUGAGAUCCAUAUCACAAAAAUAUGUUUUUAUUAUUUCAAUAAAUAUAAUGAACGUUUUAAAGAAAAAUAAAUAAUUUUGAUGCUGUGUCAUAAUCAAUCUCUUUGUUUUCCAGAUCAUUCUUUCAAAGUGUGUGUGUUUUGGGAUAUUGUCUACUUCCUACUACAAUUGCUCUAAUUGUAUGUAGAAUCAUUUUAUUCCUCCAACAAAAUUGGUUUUUAUUUAUUCUGAGAUUUGUAUUGACUAUGCUGGGAUUUGGAUGGGCCACAUUUGCAUCCAUGGUUUUUUUGGGAGACAGUCAGCCUCCUGGACGAAAAGCAUUAGCAGUUUAUCCUAUUUUUCUGUUUUAUUUUGUGAUUUCAUGGUUAGUUAUCUCACAUUCUACAACAUGACUUUAAAUUAUUGGUAUCAUAAUUUUUUCUGAAAGCUCACCAGAGACUGUUUCAAUUGAAAAAUGUUCAUCUAUUGUUACUUAAGUUUUUUAAUGUGUGUGUGCAAUAUAGCAGUGAAAAUUAUAGGGCAUGUUAAGUCAGUGUAAAUUGAAUACAUUUAAUACAUGUCCAUAAUUGCUUUAUCACUGCAAUUAUAUUUUAUUAAAAACUUCCAAACAUUCUUCAGCAAAUUUAGGAACAGUGUAUUUUACAGAAUAUAGUGUAAAGGACAAGAUAUUACUGUGGUAGAUUGUGUGAAACAUUUUUGAGAAGAAUGCUUGCACAUGUAUAGCAUUUAUUGUCUUUGUGAUGUAUGUUCCCAACAUGGAAAGGGUAAAUGAAAGAAAAUUUGUGCACAUAAAAGAUAUUGUGAUUCAUUUUCAUGAGUUUUGUUUGCAAGAGUACUUCUAGUGUCGUCUUGAAGAAAAUUGGUAAUAUGUGAUUUGUAAUGAAGAGAAGGGAAGAUUUUAUUUUCUCAGUUCUCUUUUGUGUUAUAAACACAAGGCUCAGUUAAAAUCUUGUGAUAAGCAUUGUAGUUAUUCAUGAGAAUAAAUGAGACUGGUAAUGGUUUGCCAUUCCAAGAUUAGAGAGUAAGAAAAUAAUGUAGUUCAGUCUCUAUUUUGAGAUAUCUAAAAAAUCAUGAAUCACGUUACAAAAUAAUUUUGCCGUGACUAGAGGGAAUAUUUUUAAAAGUUAUGACACUUUUUCAGUUGAAAUGUUCCAUUAUAUGAUUCAUGGUUGUUUUUGUUUCAUUAUAAGAAAGGCAUAGAAUUUUGAUGUGUUUCUCUUCUGUUACAUGUUAAAUAGUAGUAUUAAAGCACAUAAUAUAUAUUGUAUGAGCUUAUUGUGUUUUCGGAAGAUAGGAAUUUGCUGAUUGUAAAUUGCUAACUAUGAAACCCUUCAUUUAGCUAUGGAAUGUAUUCAUUUUAGAUACUUAUAGACAUUUCUAAAAUUGAUGUAAGAACCAUUUACAUACCGGAAGUAAAUGAAAUACCAGUGAAUAAAUGCAAAAAUAAGUCUGACAUUAACAUGGAUUCAACUUUUGUCAUUACAACUUGCAAUUUUCAUUAGUUUUUUGGUGGGGUUUCAAAGCUUGAAAUAGUGCCAAUUUACGUCUGAAAGUAUAAAAGACCGUAAAAAAUGUUCUGCAUGUGUUAUGUACAUUCAUUUCCUUCCAAAAACAUCAGUGAAACCAUUUUUAGCAGUAGUUUGAAUGUUGCCACAAUAAAUAUGUGAUAUCUGUUGAUUACUUGUGAUGAAUAUUUUG
Molecule: messenger RNA, 5069 nt
Organism: Gryllus bimaculatus (two-spotted cricket)
Lineage: Eukaryota; Metazoa; Arthropoda; Insecta; Orthoptera; Gryllidae
Source: the annotation of a GenBank genome assembly